This is a messenger RNA of Effrenium voratum, 364 nucleotides long. NCBI's taxonomy places the organism in Eukaryota, Dinophyceae, Suessiales, Symbiodiniaceae. The record is from the annotation of a GenBank genome assembly.
GAUGUUCAACGAGCUUGCUGCACCACCAGCAGAGGAGAGAUUGGGUGGCCACACCCUUCACCUCGUCGCCGGAAAAGGCUACGCGGGUCGGCAUGAUCGCCCAUGGACAGACACGGUGCAGUGCGCCUGGAACGAGCCGACCGAGGUCGCGGAGCCGUGGCUGCCCAAGUUUCAGCACAUGAAGACCUACGACGAUCGCCUGCACGAGCUGACGCUGGGCUUGUGGGACUGGUGCAAGCGACAUCGCUUGGACACCAGCGGCGUGGAGGAAUUGUCGCUGCAAAAACUGGGCGUUGAGACAGUGUCCCUGGACUACCCGCUUGGGAUUUGCUACCUGGCACACUUGCUGGCUGACGCUGGUCAG